Molecule: messenger RNA, 1552 nt
Organism: Culex pipiens pallens (northern house mosquito)
Lineage: Eukaryota; Metazoa; Arthropoda; Insecta; Diptera; Culicidae
Product: enolase-binding protein-like
Exons: 5
Coding region: 109-1320 (403 amino acids)
Source: RefSeq, a predicted model, not a curated record
UUAUCGGGCUGUGCGAAUCCAUCGAUCGAACCAGUCGAGUUCGGAUAUUCGCCUGGAGCGGAUUCAGUCAGUUGUGGCAGGAGUUUAGCGUCGAGCAGUUGUUCAAAAAUGGGAUCUCAGUACAGGAUGUUCGCGCUGGUCGCGGCGGUUCUUGCGCUGUCCGGAAGUGUCGUUCUCGGUGGUAGUGUAUUCGAAGGAAGUCAACAGGAAGUGGACGUCAAGACGUUCCUGGCGGAAAUUUGCGACAGCGGUUCGCCGUUGAUGUCCGUGACGGUCAAGUCGUUCAGUGUGGAUCACAUCGAUCGUACCUUGGCGCACAUCUGCAAGGAAGGCGUCCACGGGAGUUUGCUGCUGUGGGUUACGGCGGAGAACUUUGCCAACGCGCCCGAGCUGGACACCGCGGUGAAGUACGUGGGCAGGGCGGCCGCGGCGGAAGAGUUUGCCGGAUAUUGUGCGUACGAUGUCGUCAGUGGGAAUUGCACAAACGAGCAUGGAGUUGCGCCAACCUCCACGGUCAUCCUGGGCGAAAAAUACCCCGAACGGUACGAGCUGCGCGACAUGAUGUACAAAAAGUGGACCAACACGACCCGGCUGGGUUCUCCCAUUCUCGCGUACGCAACCCUCAAGAAUCGGGACGCCACCUACAAGUACAUCGAUCAGGACAUUUCCUACCUGGAGGAUACCCGCAUCGAGUACCAACUUCCGGCCACCGUCAUGACUGGCCUUCCGUUGGCCGUUUUCCGGGGCAAAACGCUGGCCUACAAAUCCAUUUCCGGUGAAACGUACUACGGCAGGUCUUUUAAGACCAUCAACGCCGUCCGCUACAUGAGCCCCCACACGGUCAUCAACGUAACGGUCGUGGGCAGCGAGGAUCGCGCCUACCGGGAGUUCCGCGGCAAGCUGGUCACCGUGUACACCGACGAGGAGGGUUACAGCUGGGCCAAGUCGCUAGCGUCCAUCGAGGGAGCGUCGAUCGAAACGUCACUGACGGAGACCCACCCGGAGUACGGCGUGGUCACCAGCCUGUACGACGAAUCUCAGCUGCUCCCGGGCGUUCCGACCCUGUCACCCAACAAACCCCACACGGACCACAAGUACAACGACCAGCUGGUGACGAAAACCGAAAAUCUGCACAUCCACAUCAACGACCGCGAGCUGAACCAGGUCUACCCGGAGUUCCGUAAUGUGGCCAUCGGUGCCGCCAUCUUGUUCUUUUCCGUCGUCGGAAUCGCCCUGCUGGACAUUGUCCGUCGGAUCAUCAGUAUGCGUCGGGCGAAAAAGUUGAAAACCGGAAAGUACAGUCGGGUCAACGGAAUGUAGGAAGGGAGACGUCAAAAGGGACUUUCUUUUGGGUUCUACCGAGAGUAAACAUGCGGUUAGGAUACUCUGGCGCCAGAUGGCGCAUGUGUGACCAAAAUUAGAAUUUAAUUACAAACGAAUAUUAUUGCCAUUUGCUCAUCCCACAAAGAAAAACUUACUUCAUUAGGUUUAGCUUGUAAUAAAUAUUUGCACAUUCAAGGUUAUUUAACGCCAUCCCUUCGACAAUAACUAA